CGCCCCGCGGCGCGCCCGGGCGGGGCGUCCGCGGCCGCCAUGGGCCGCCGCCGCCGCGCGUGAGGGCCUCGAGGCCCCUUGGAUGGCAGGCGCGGCCAGCUGCUCGCGGGCGCGGCCAUGGACUCCGUCCGCGACAAGGGGCCGCCGCCGCUGGGCUCGCAGGGCAACAUGGAGACGCCCAGGCCAGGCGACUGGUACUGCCCUCGCUGCAGCGACCUCCAGUUCGGGCGCAAUCCCGAGUGCCGCAGAUGUGGUACGCCGAAGCCGUCUACGCAGACCGUAGGCUCCCAGGCGGCGGCCUUCUUCCCCUGCGGCGCCUGCGGCGGCGGCCAGCCUCCGCCGCCGGGCGGCGCCGCGCCGCUGGCGGGCGCCGGGGGCUCGGCGAUGGUGAUGCACGGGCAGCCCAUGUCCAUGGGCAUGCCGAUGGCGAUGAUGCCUGGCAUGCACGGGAUGCCGGCCGGGGCCGCGGGGAUGAUGCACGGCUACGGCGGCUGCCCAGGCAUGUUUCCCAGCUGGGGCAUGUACGACCCCAGGUACGUGGCGCAGAUGCAGCAGAUGCAGCAGCUGCAGCAGAUGCAGCAGAUGCAGCAGCUGCAGGCAGGAGGCGCGCACAAGGCCGCCGCCGCUGGCGAGCAGAAGGCUGGCAGCAGCAGCAGCAGCAGCAGCAGCAGCAGCGGCGGGGCCUCGUCCAGCUCGCAGCCGGCGUCGCGCUCGAGCUCCCGGGGCAGCAGCGAGGAGGCGGAGCGAAGUCAGCGCCACAGGAAGAAGACCAGGAGUAGCAAGAAAGGAAAAAAGGACGAUUGGCAUGGUGGGAAAGAGAAGAAGGAGAAAGGUAAAAAGAAAGGCGACGCACAGGCCAAGGCACGUCACAUCCUGAAAGCCAAGCGAAAGGGCAAAAAGGCCGGGAGCGGCGACUCUGGAAGCGACGAGGACGUUGCCAGGCCAAAAAGAGAUAGGAGGAAGGAGGCGGACGGCGGAAAGAAGGCGAAGAAGAAGAAGAAGCGAAAGAAGGCCGCCAGGGCGAAGCAGGAGGACGCUGGGUCCGAGGCCGAAGAGGCGGAGGAGGCACAGGAGGAAGACGCCGACGGCGCCGCAGAGGAGGCCUCUGAGAAGCCAGCCAGGAAGGAUAAGAAGAGCAAGAAGAAGGAGAAGGCCGCAAAGAAGGCCAAGGCAGCACAGAAGGCCGGGGAAUCUCAGGCCGACGAGGACGAGGUGGCUGCGGAGGAGGACGAGGCGGCCGUGGAGGAGGAGGGCGCCGACGGCGCGGCCAGCGGCAAAGGGCGAUCGCCGCCCAGUGGCAGCCGCAGCCGCGAGAGCGCCCCAGCCGCCGCGGCGUCUCCCUCAAGGAAAGGGCCGGCGAGGAGCGGCGACUCUUCCAGCUGAGGGCGUGCUGGGUAUGGCGGCUACCCCACGUUCUUGGUG
This is a messenger RNA of Prorocentrum cordatum, 1422 nucleotides long. NCBI's taxonomy places the organism in Eukaryota, Dinophyceae, Prorocentrales, Prorocentraceae. The record is from the annotation of a GenBank genome assembly.